Molecule: messenger RNA, 768 nt
Organism: Prunus armeniaca (apricot)
Lineage: Eukaryota; Viridiplantae; Streptophyta; Magnoliopsida; Rosales; Rosaceae
Source: the annotation of a GenBank genome assembly
AUGGCUGAUGUUGAAAGUUUUGAGAAACUCAAAGCUACCCAGCAAUUGUUAAAGGCUAGUCUACAGAAAUCUACAGCUCUUUCUUCAGCUAUUGAUGAAACUGGGUCUAGGUUGGAAGGCAUGAAGCAGAGAUUGCCAUCUUUGGAAGCUGCAAUGAGGCCCAUCACCAUGCAAAGAUGUGGAUAUUCUGCAAUUAGGGACCAAAUCAAUGGUGCCAUUGGCCCUGCUGCUGCUGUUCUCAAAGCCUAUGAUGUCGUUCGAGAGCUUGAGAAGUCACUCUCUUUUGCAUCAUGUUCUGAUCUUCCUGCUUAUCUUUCAGCCACCAAACGGCUUGAAGAAGCAUUGAGGUUUCUUGCUGACAACUGUGAGCUGGCAACUCAGUGGCUGCAGGACAUUGUUGAGUUUUUGGAAGGCAGUGCAUUUGCCAAUGAUCGAAGCCUUUUGAGUGUGAAGAAAGCUCUCAGAAUUCUACAGGAGUUGCAUGCAAUCGAGGGUUCAGCUCGUCGUGACGGAGGGCUUCUCAACGAGGCAUUCAACGAACUUGAAGCUGAAUUCAUAAUUUCAUUAAUGGAAAGCAGUGCUACUACGAUCACCAGCAUUGCUUCAUCACCAUUAUCAGUGCUUGUAAUUCAAAAGCUUCAAGCCAUAGUUGAGAGAUUGAAUGCUGCUGAUCGGCUUGAAAAGUGCAUAUUCGUGUACGCUGAAGCUCGGAGCAGAGCAUUGACUCCUGCAUUGACCAAUGGGGGAAGCAUUUGGAGUUGGUUGUGA